AAUCUUCCCCCCCUCCCCGAAGCCUCUCCAAAUUUGCGGUAACGGCGAAGGCGGGUGGCACCGGCUGGAAAAUGCAUCUCCCCCGGAGCUGCAUCGUCCUCCUCAUCCAGGGGAGCAUCUCUCUGCUGGUGAUCUGUGGCCAAGAAGAACCGGGGAAAGGCUCAGAGCAACGUGAACCCAAGACCCAGGAGAGAGCUCAAGCGCAGAAGAUGAGAGGGCUGCUCUCUCCAAAGUCCCUGUUAACCCCAACCUUACUGCAGAACACGACCCUCCUGGAGCUGGUGAGCAGCUCGCGGGAGUUAUGGGAUAUCCUGGACAAACUGUCCGAGCAGGACCACGCUCCACACCCCAGAGGACAGAGGGACUUGGGGCCAGCCUCAGGCAAGCUGAAAAAAAUUUUUGGCUGGGGAGACUUCUAUUCCAAUAUCAAGACAGUGAAGUUGAACCUCUUGAUCACCGGGAAGGUGGUUGAUCACGGCAACGGCACAGUCAACGUCUUCUUCCGACACAACUCAACCGGGCAAGGGAACAUCUCCGUCAGCCUCGUCCCCCCCACCAAGGCAGUGGAGUUUGACCUGGAGCAACAGAUCUUCAUCGAGGCCAAAGAAUCCAAAAUCUUCAACUGCCGCGUGGAGUACGAGAAAGUGGAUCGUGCCAAGAAGACCACCCUCUGCACUUACGACCCAUCUAAGACCUGCUACCACGAGCACACCCAGAGUCACGUCUCCUGGGUCUGCUCGAAGCCCUUCAAAGUCAUCUGCAUCUACAUCACCUUCUACAGCAUAGACUACAGGCUGGUGCAGAAGGUGUGUCCCGACUACAACUAUCACAGCGACGUGCCCUACUACCCCUCGGGAUGAGGCGCUCUGCCCGUCGCAGGAUGCCCCGGUGACGGGCGGGUGCUGGGGGGGGACGAGGGGAGGGAGGGGACGGGGACGGUUUUGUAAGUGGGGGCGGGAGCACGAUGGUCCCAGGAACCAGGAGAAGAGGAAGGAUUUUUCCAUUUUCCCCAAAAGCUCCCGUGUUCAAGAGGAGGAAUGGGAGGCUGUGGAAUUGUACCGGCAUUGCUCCACCUGGAUCCGUGGUCUCUGGAGAGUGGGAUGGGAAGGCAGGGGCUGAACAUGGGAUACAGAAAACAGGACACAAAGCCACAGUCAGGACCUGGGUUUCUCAGCGCAAUAAUGGAUUUGCCUGGAUUUGGGCCACAUGGUCCUAAAAAGGUUGGUGACCCGGCAAAGAGGGCUCCAGCAGGAGGGAAGACCUCGGUGGGGGGGAAAAAAAGGCACCUGAUGCCCUCCAUGGCUGUCAGAUGUCCCUGGGCAGCCACAUCGUCUCCCCUGUGUCCGAGCUCUGCAGCACUGGGAGCUGGAGGCGAGUUUUCCCACCAGGGGAUGCCCAGGGCUACCAGGAUGGGACCGGGGAGUGGGGAUGGGUGGGAAGGACCUUCUGGGGUGCCACCCCCGCAUUGCUCCCACCGGGCACAGCGAGGGGUUUCAGGGACUCGAGAGCGUGGAUCUGCCGGCAGAGAGAUCCUGGUGGAAUCUGUCCAACCUGCUGACACAAUAUAUGAUUCAUGUGUUUCCCCUGACACGCUGUGAUUCAUGCCUUUCCCCUUCAUCUCCUCCGUGCUCCGUCUCCCCUGGCUCCCCACCGCCUGCCCCCCCCCUCGCCCGGACACAAUCCGGCUCCGUUCCCCAGGGCAAAGGUGCGUGCCCGUGUCCGUACGUGUGUGUGAAGUGGAGCUCUGAGCUGUAGCAUUUAAUUUACUUUGAAGGAAAAAAAAAAGAAAGGAAAAAAACAAACAAACAACCAACCUCACACUAAAACCACAACAGAAGGCUGUCCUUGAGAGAAUAAAGUUUUCACGGUGGCACGGAGGCAGGUCAAGUGUUUUCACCGAGAGCAAUUUCAGGCUCCUCAGGGGAGAAGGAAAAUAAACCUGGGGUUGUGGUUGAGGCUCCGUUCAGAUGCAUCUGAGUUUUCCCCUUCCAGUAUCUGGGGGGUGGGUCCAGCUUUGGGGGCUGCCAGGACUCAGACAACCCAGACACUGGGUUGCUAUUGCUUGUGCCUGGGCUCAUUCUGCCCCACGGAUGGGAAUUUCCAGCCUCCUGCCCUUCCCCACACAUCCAGACCUUAAGCUCCCGGACACGUUUAUGCGGACACAUUCCCUCCUAUAGAAGAGACCCCACAAAAAAAUAUCACCUUCCUCCCCAGCCCUUCAUUUUGCCCCAAAACUCCCUAUAUCCAGAGCACUGGGGCAGCUCCAAAAAUCCCCUUACACCAGGAAAACCCCAGCAGAGUUACGGGGCAGGUAUUGUCACCAGAGAGGGUUUUAUCCUUCAGCCUCCACAAGUCACGUUCCUCCUCUGCAGCCAGGAGGGAGGGAGGGAGCUUUGCCUCCCGGCUGCUGGCGAAGUUUCAUGAGAUGCACUUUCACAUCGAGAGAGAGAGAGGCCGGUUCCAAAAGGCAUCGAGCAAAGAAAGCCUUUUAGCACAAAUAAUCAAUGAGAAGACUUUUACUCCCAGAACAGAAAGUUUAAAAACGCUUUGAGAGCCCGGUUUUAGAAAAUAACAGGAGCAAUAUUUGAUAUUGGGGGGGGAGGAAAUCCUACCAGCAGCUCUCUCACAAAUCUACGUUCCCCAAGGGUUCACGCUUGCUUUAAGGAAAGAGCACAAAAAAACGGAGUUAAACCCCCUUUCUGCCAGCACAGACAAACCAUACAAAACCGGGCCACGCACAAAAAGUUGCUCAUUUGGAGAAAUUUCAGACAAUUGCCAUUUGAAGAAACAGAGCAGACAGCGGGAGCGGAGCACCAGGCUCAAAGGAUGCACCAUUGUCAAAAGUGAUGUGGCAGCCGCAGUUACUAGGAGACCAGGACGGGCCAUUAUUCAGGCUCGGGAGAAGAGGAUUCCUGCUAGUGGAGUCACAACCCGUGCUCAGGAAAACAAAAAAAUAAAG
Calidris pugnax (ruff) is the source of this 2959-nucleotide messenger RNA. It is a transcript of the gene NXPH3, whose product is annotated as neurexophilin 3. Lineage: Eukaryota; Metazoa; Chordata; Aves; Charadriiformes; Scolopacidae. The record is from RefSeq and is a predicted model, not a curated record. Bases 72 to 860 code for a protein of 262 amino acids. The transcript is spliced from 2 exons. Gene Ontology annotation, molecular function: signaling receptor binding.